CCUCCAAAUCGUAAACAUUUCUCUUCAUGCCUUCAUGGCCGCCUCAAAUCGACGAACUUGUGAUUUGGCCACAGCGAACUCCUCGUUAAUGAUUAAUUCGCAAUGAGACCAACGCACCGGAGAGCUUUUCCGAUUCUUUCAUUCCAGGAGAAGCCUUUUGAGCUUUCAUUUGACGCCAAGAGUUGAGCGUUUCCAUCAAAAUCCGAAACUUCUUUUCGUCAUGCAGCCCCAAAGGAGGAACCGAGGCCUCGAGUACGGCGUUAUUCUGCUCAUCAUGGAGCUGUUCAACGUCGGCGUGACCAACAUUCCGCCAGUCACGCUGCUUUCCAUCCUAGGACAGCUCGCGCUUUACGCCGGAUUCGUCAACGUCCCGUGGGACAAGUGGGACGUCUGCUUGAACGCCCGAGACAUCAUCAAAGGCAAAGAGUACCGGAGGCUGUUCCUGUCGGCCGUCGAGCACGGCGACGACAUGCAUCUUUACUACAACAUGCUGUCCUUCCUCAUCAAAGGACGCUCUUUGGAGCGACGAAUGGGCUCCAAGAACUUCUUUCUCACCUUGGCCGUGCUGACCGUCCUCACCAGUUGCUACUACGUCGGCAUGGGCUGGGCCCUCACCCAUUUCACCAACGAUCCGUAUUACAUGAAAGUCUGUGCCGUCGGAUUUUCAGGUGUCAUUUUUGCUCUGAAAGUUUUGACUUCGGAACAUCAGGAGGCGGGAAUGAAAUACGCAGUCUGGUCGGAGCUCAUUUUGAUUUACUUGCUCGUUCCCGGAUCGUCAUUCAUGGGCCACCUUGCUGGAAUUCUUGCAGGUUUAACCUUUGUCAAAACCAGAAUCGGCAAAUUCUUGAAGAAGGUGAUUGAAGGAGUGACAGGUGAUGGCUUCAAUGCAAACAACUACUACCAGCAAGCUAAUCAGGGUGCAGCGGCAGGACAAGGUGGCUUUUUCAACAACAAUUUCGGCGGCUUUGGAAACUUUGGUUUCCGGCGUCAGCAGCCCACGUACGGUUUCAGGCCGUAUGCAAAUCAGCGCCAACCCUAUGGGUGGAAUGUGAAUUAAAGACACUAAUUUAUGUGCGGAGGGGCCAAAAGACUGUGAUUUUACAGGAAUAAUUCUUUCAAACUGUGUUAAUGUUGUUGGGAAAAAAUGAAAAUCAAGUUAGUCAAUUUUCAUGGAGAACCCUAAGUUAUUCAAAUGUGUCAAGAUCAUUAAAUAAGUAAUAUUAAUUAAAACGACGAUCCAUGCUGGUUCGAGGAAUAUGAAAAAUUAAUGUUUAGAUUUGAUUUACUUAUUUAAAAAAUGCAUUUGUGAUAUUUAACAAGUUUAAAUACAAAAAUCAUGAAAAUCAAGUUUCUAUAAUUCAUCAUUAUGAAAUAGCAUGCACGUUUUAAUACAUGUCUGAGCAGAAAGCUAAAGCUGGUCAUGCCGAUGGAGGGUGAAUGUUUCUGGUUUCGCUUCUCCUCCAUCCCCACUCUUUCAGUUGCAAGUCUGCUUUUUGUUCUGUCUUGUUAUUAUCCUUAUUGUGUAAUUUUCCUCUAUACACAUACGUCUUAUUUUUCAGACAUGUCAUAAUUUAAUUGAUCCAAAAAUUAAAGAUAUAUUAAAUUAAAAU
Neocloeon triangulifer is the source of this 1610-nucleotide messenger RNA. RefSeq names its product rhomboid-related protein 4-like. Lineage: Eukaryota; Metazoa; Arthropoda; Insecta; Ephemeroptera; Baetidae. The transcript is spliced from 4 exons. The record is from RefSeq and is a predicted model, not a curated record. Gene Ontology annotation, cellular component: membrane. Gene Ontology annotation, molecular function: serine-type endopeptidase activity. Bases 221 to 1057 code for a protein of 278 amino acids.